GAGGAGCGGUCGCCGCGCGUUAGUCGGGAGCAGUGCCGACUCCGGCUUCCAGCUGAGCCCAGCCCAGCCCAGCCCAGCCGGGGGCCAGGGCCACCACGUUCCUGGUAACUGGAAAGACCGAGGUGCAGAGAGUCUGUGAGAGAAGGAUUUUGUGGACUGCUUCAGUGUGAGUGUGGGGAGCGUCCCAGAGCUUCACCAUGUCCGGGAAACGGAAGAGAGUGGUGUUGACUAUUAAAGAUAAGCUUGAUAUAAUAAAGAAACUGGAAGACGGAGGUUCUUCCAAACAACUGGCAGUAAUUUAUGGAAUUGGUGAGACCACAGUUCGGGAUAUAAGAAAAAAUAAGGAAAAGAUUAUAACUUAUGCAAGCAGUUCUGAUUCCACCAGUCUUCUGGCUAAGAGGAAAUCGAUGAAGCCGUCCAUGUAUGAGGAACUGGACAGAGCAAUGCUGGAGUGGUUCAACCAGCAGAGGGCCAAAGGGAAUCCUGUAUCCGGACCCAUUUGUGCCAAAAGGGCAGAGUUCUUCUUUUAUGCUUUGGGAAUGGAUGGUGAUUUUAACCCCUCUGCUGGUUGGUUGACUCGUUUUAAGCAGCGGCACAGCAUUAGAGAAAUUAACAUUAGAAAUGAAAGAUUAAAUGGAGAUGAGACUGCUGUGGAAGAUUUUUGUAACAACUUUCAAGACUUUAUUGAACGAGAAAAUCUGCAGCCUGAACAGAUCUACAAUGCAGACGAAACUGGACUCUUUUGGAAAUGCCUACCUUCCAGGACUUCAGUAAUCAAAGGUAAAUGCACUGUCUCUGGGCACAAGUUAAUUGAAGAAAGAGUCACUGUCAUGUGUUGUGCCAAUGCAACAGGUUUACACAAACUUAAACUUUGUGUUGUGGGGAAAGCGAAGAAACCUCGCUCCUUCAAUUCAACUGACACCUCAAACCUGCCAGUUUCUUAUUUCAGCCAGAAAGGUGCGUGGAUGGACCUUUCCAUUUUCCGACAGUGGUUUGACAAGAUCUUUGUGCCACAAGUUCGAGAGCACUUAAGAUCCAAAGGCCUGCAAGAAAAGGCAGUGCUCUUGUUGGAUAAUUCACCAACACAUCCAAAUGAAAAUGUCCUCAGGUCAGAUGAUGGCCAAAUAUUUGCUAAAUAUUUACCACCUAAUGUGGCUUCAUUGAUUCAGCCCUUGGACCAGGGUGUCAUAGCGACAAUGAAGAGAAACUACCGUGCACGGCUUCUCCAGAACAACUUGGAAGAAGGUAAUGAUCUGAAAUCAUUCUGGAAAAAGCUAACUCUGCUAGAUGCACUUUAUGAAGUAGCGAUGGCAUGGAAUUUAGUAAAGCCAGUUACCAUUAGCAGAGCAUGGAAGAAGAUUCUCCCUGCCGUAGAGGAGAAAGAAGGCUUGGACUUUGAAGAAGAAGAUAUUUCACUGGCUACUGUGGCUACCAUUUUACAACACACCAAAGGAUUGGAAAAUGUGACUACUGAAAACAUUGAAAAAUGGCUUGAAGUGGACAGUACUGAGCCAGGUUAUGAAGUAUUAACUGACAGUGAAAUCAUCAGAAGAGCACAAGGCCAGACAGAUGAAUCCAGUGAAAAUGAGGAGGAGGAAAUAGAACUGAUUCCAGAGAAACAUAUCAAUCAUGCAGCUGCUCUCCAAUGGACUGAAAAUCUAUUGGAUUAUCUAGAACAACAAGGUGAUAUGAUUCUGCCUGAUAAACUGGUGAUACGUAAACUUCGAGCCACCAUCAGAAAUAAACAGAAGAUGACCAACUCAAGUCAAUAAUGGCAUUUUAAUGUGAUUGUUUUGGUGAUUGUGUUUGUAACUCAACCUCUUUGCAAUAAUGGCUUUAUUUGUGUGUGUGUGUGUGUGUGUGCUGAAUUCUCAGACACCGUCCUAUGAAAUACAGAUACAAAAAUGUAUCUGAAGUGGUUUUUGAGGAUUAUGUGUUAUGCAUCAUCUGUGCCUCUUGUCCGUUUACUUAUGCAGAUAAUCUACAGCUGGUUCUGUAUAAAUAUAAAUUACAUGUGCACAUGGUUUCACUUUUGUAGAUCUAUAAUUAUCCCUUCCAUAACAGUGGCAUUCCCUAAAUUUUCUAGCAAAAGUUACAAAUAGUAAAACAGAUUGAGCAUUUUCUUGAAAUCUUUUGUUUGAAUUGUGAGCAUUGCCACAGUAAUCUUGUGCUAACCCUGAAAUGGUUAUCUGUUUUGUGUAUCUGUAUAUGCUGAAAGAACGAGGAAGCAUCUAUAUUGUUAGAUUUCAGGGUGAUCUAUAAUAACUCAAAAUGAAUUUCAAUAAUGAGGAAACAGUGAUCUAUGAAUUACAAAAAUAACUUAGAAAUCAUACUUCUGUUACAUUUGGAUGGCAAUAGGGAAGACUUUUUUGGAAAUGGAAGUACAUAUAAUUCAGGAAGUGAUUGUUAAAUUAAUGAGAAAACUAUUGGAAAACAGAAAAGAUAUUCUAAUCUAUUCACUUGUAGAAAACUGGAAGUUGAAAAUUUGGGGAGCUUUAAGUUAUUUAUAUAAAGGGAAUAAAUAGGCUUCUUUUAAUUGGGUCUUUUUAUUAUGAAUUGGGUAACAGUAUAGGUUUAUUAUUUAUUCAUCUAAUUAUAUUACAGGUUUUGUAAUGUUACAUGUUGGUAAUGUUAUGUGAGCUCUUCCACCUUAUUUGUGGGGGAACAUCUUGGGAAUUUGAUAGUUAUUUUACUGUGUACUUGAUAUUGUGAAUAAUUUGAAAAAAAUUGUCAUACUUUCUCCUUUUAUUUCAUAUGAAAGAAGCAAAAGAAAUGAGAAUAAAGUUUUAAUUGUUUUAAUAAGCCAUAGGUCAUGACCUGCUUUAUGAAGAAAGCAAAAAUAAUUAUGGAAAGUGCCAGAUUCUUAAGAAUUUCAUCAUUUAUUGUUUUGACACUUGUAAACAUUGUAGAAUUUGUUAAAAUUUUGAUAAAUUUGCUCAGUAAGUUUAGUAUGUUUGUUCAAGACGUGAAAA
Messenger RNA from Molossus molossus (Pallas's mastiff bat), 2972 nucleotides. It is a transcript of the gene JRKL, whose product is annotated as JRK like. The transcript is spliced from 2 exons. Bases 198 to 1772 code for a protein of 524 amino acids. Gene Ontology annotation, molecular function: DNA binding. Lineage: Eukaryota; Metazoa; Chordata; Mammalia; Chiroptera; Molossidae. Gene Ontology annotation, cellular component: nucleus. The record is from RefSeq and is a predicted model, not a curated record.